Amborella trichopoda is the source of this 1827-nucleotide messenger RNA. Lineage: Eukaryota; Viridiplantae; Streptophyta; Magnoliopsida; Amborellales; Amborellaceae. The record is from RefSeq and is a predicted model, not a curated record.
AAAGCGCGAGAAACAAAGAGAGAGAAAAGGAGAGCAAAAAAAAGUGGAGAGAGAAAGAGAGAGAGAGCUGCAUAGGGAAAGCCAUGGCGGCCUGCGAAUUUCCAUGUAUUUCUUCCCCAUUUUCGCUAUUUCCGAGCUUUUUUGUUUCCCAUCUUUAAUUUCUCGGAAAACCCAUUACCUUGUUACUCGAAAAAAAACCAUUUCUAAAAAAAUUUGCAGACAAAAACCUUGGGUUUCCAAUCCCAGCUCACUAUAAAACCGUUCUCUUUCUUCGUUUCUCUCUCUAAAACCCAUUCCCCUUCUUCCUCUCCUCCUCUUUGUUUCCACUCAAUGAUAUCCUUAUUAUUACGCUUAAUCUUCGUCUAGCAUAAUCAUUAUCUAUUUAAUAGCAGUCUCAGUCUAAGAAUUAUUGGCUUUGCGUUCUAUUAGUGGGCUUAAGCAUUUUCCGGCAUGGCCAACGCGCCGGAGAAAAUGAUGGACGAGUUUCUAGAGCAGAUUCUGGCGAUUCCGGCUUACGCCGCACCAGAUGGAAAUUUUCCGGCGAACCAAGGAGGUUUUCCGGCAGCGAAUCACAUGGUUUUGCAGCUUGGUUCGGGGGAGAGUUCGGGUCAUGGGAGUGGUUUCUCGGGACCGGUUUUUCCGUUGGGGCUUGGCUUGGAGCAUGGGAAAAGUUGUUUCGCUAAACCGGAAGCGGUUUUGGGAGCGGAUAAGCGGUUUCGUGAUGAGCAUGAGGGCAAGGGCGCUACAAAAGCCGAACAUUUCGGCGGUUUAUUCCCGGUUUUUGGUGGCGUCCAUUCGCAUUCUCUUCGCCCAGAGGGCCCUCAGGCAGGGCAAGGAAUGGCGUUGCGGCAAGGGGGUGGGUACCCACAGCAAGGGAGCAGUGCGACGUCUUCAGGAGCAGCAGCAGCGCCGCACCCGCCCGCAGUACGACCAAGGGUGAGGGCCAGAAGGGGUCAGGCCACUGACCCUCAUAGCAUUGCUGAGAGGGUAGCAGGCGUUUUUCAUAAAGAAAGAAAUAAAGUGAUGGUUUACUUAUGUUUUUCCCUCAGUGUGAUUAUGUUCUUCCUAUUAGAUGACCAUCAACUCACAUUGUACAUUGUACUUUUACAGACUGAUAGGGCUGCUAUGCUCGAUGAAAUCCUCGAAUAUGUCAAAUUCCUGAGACUUCAAGUAAAGGUGCUAAGCAUGAGCAGGAUGGGUGGAGCAGGAGCAGUGGCUCAGCUUGUGGCGGACAUCCCAUUACCAGCAGACGAGGGGGAUGGGAGUGGUUGCAAGGAGGAGCAAGCAUGGGAGAGAUGGUCAACAGAGGGAACUGAGAGAGAGGUGGCUAAGCUCAUGGAGGAGGACGUAGGGGCAGCCAUGCAAUUUCUGCAAUCAAAGGCCCUUUGCCUCAUGCCCAUUGCCCUGGCCUCUACUCUCUACCACACGCGUCAAGGCUCGACCUCGUCCUCCGACGGUCCCACCUCACGUGCCAAACCCGAACCCAACUCCUUAUAGCUCUCCCUCUCUCUCUCUAACUUCCACUACAUUGUGCUCCCCACUAGCUGGACCGUGCCUAUGGGUCCACACGCAGCAGCCUUCCGAUUCCUCGGCAACUCAAGAGUAAUCAGGAAAUCUCCCCUCCUCUCUCUCUCGAUUGUUUUUCUUUUGAAAACAUGGUAAGGUGUAAUGGGUAGGAAGACAGAGAUGGGGGAUUGUCAAAGCUUUUGUCUCUUUUAGGGUCUAUUUUGGAUGUUGGUGGUGCUGUAAUUUUCUUUUGAAGGCUUUGGAGUGGGGGGUCCCUCCAAAAGUUAUGGAUGGAAAUAUAUUUAUAUGUAUAUGUUAUAA